CGCAGCUCGUUUCUAUAACUUCAAAAGGUAUUAAUGGGCUUUCGAAUUGGAAAGCGAAACAAACAAAACGUUUUUUUUUUCGAAUCUCCUAAAACAUGGUCGAGCUUACAUUGGAUACCCCGCGGUCUGGCUAUUUCUUUGGCGUAAUGGGCGUCGUUUCGGCCAUUAGCUUCUCCACUUUGGGCGCCGCCUAUGGCACUGCCAAGGCUGCGGUUGGUAUCUCUUCGAUGGCGGUCAAGCAUCCGCAGCUCAUCAUGAAGUCGAUCGUGCCAGUGGUCAUGGCUGGCAUCAUAGCCAUUUAUGGCCUGGUAACUGCCGUCCUGCUAGCUGGCUCACUGCACCCUUACAUGACUGCCUACAAGGGAUUCCUGAAUCUAAGCGCUGGACUGGCAGUGGGUGUUUCUGGCAUGGCGGCUGGGAUGGCAAUAGGCGUGGUUGGAGAGGCUGGUAUCCGAGGAGCUGCCCAGCAGUCGAAACUCUUUGUUGCUGUCAUAUUGAUACUGAUAUUUGCUGAGGUAUUGGGUCUGUAUGGUCUCAUCGUGGCUGUUUACUUGUUUACCAAGUGAUAUCUGUUUGGUAUUAAAGAUGUUUCCUCUUUUCUAA
Messenger RNA from Drosophila kikkawai, 603 nucleotides. It is a transcript of the gene Vha16-4, whose product is annotated as Vacuolar H[+] ATPase 16kD subunit 4. Gene Ontology annotation, cellular component: proton-transporting V-type ATPase, V0 domain; membrane. Gene Ontology annotation, molecular function: proton-transporting ATPase activity, rotational mechanism. The record is from RefSeq and is a predicted model, not a curated record. Lineage: Eukaryota; Metazoa; Arthropoda; Insecta; Diptera; Drosophilidae. Gene Ontology annotation, biological process: proton transmembrane transport.